AUGUCUUUGUUGCGCGCUUCACAGCGGAUCACGGUCUCGACUGCACGCAAUGCACAGCGAGCGCGAGGGUUGGCGACUCCAGCAGCUGGUGGUGUACCCUUGGCAUCGCGACACCCAUCUCGACGUCCUCCUUACGAGCGACUGCUUGAACAGCUCAAAGUGGUGCGCGAGACCAUCGACAGGCCCUUGACACUAGCAGAAAAGAUCCUCUACUCUCACCUCAUCGAUCCUAGGCAGACACUCUCUGGCGCAGGCAAAGAUCCAAACAAUGUCAGAGCUAAACGAUACUUGCCCUUGCAAGUGGACAGACUGGCCAUGCAAGAUGCUUCAGCGCAAAUGGCCCUGUUACAGUUCAUGACUUGCGGCCUACCUCAAGCAGCAGUCCCUGCAUCGGUCCAUUGCGAUCACCUGAUCCAAGCGUUCGAAGGUGCAGAGGCCGACUUGAAGAGGUCCAUCGCUUCCAAUUCGGAAGUGUUCGCCUUUUUGGAAUCCGCCUGCAAAAAGUAUGGCAUUGAAUUUUGGGGACCUGGAAGCGGCAUCAUCCAUCAGAUUGUGCUGGAGAAUUAUGCAGCGCCAGGCUUGCUCAUGCUUGGUACCGACUCGCAUACACCCAAUGCCAGCGGCCUGGGGUGCCUCGCCAUAGGAGUUGGAGGCGCAGACGCAGUGGACGCAUUGACAGCCACGCCGUGGGAGCUGCAAGCGCCAAAAGUCCUCAACAUCAAUCUCACUGGUACCCUGUCUCCAUGGUGCACUCCAAAGGACAUCAUCUUGCACGUAGUAGGCGCUCUGACCGUCCGAGGGGGCACAGGUAACAUCUUGGAGUACACCGGCCCUGGCUUGUCCACGCUUCCCGCUACUGGAUUGGCCACAAUGGCCAACAUGGGAGCCGAAAUGGGCGCUACUACAUCUGCAUUUGCGUACACCGAACCGAUGGGCGCUUAUCUCGCAGCGACAGGGCGAGGUCACAUUGCCAAGGAUGCGCAGGGCGCUCAGUCCCUGUUGCAGCCUGACGCGGACGCAGAAUACGACUCGAGGCUGGAAGUCGACCUGGAUAAUCUGGAACCCACUAUCAAUGGUCCUUUUACACCUGACCUGGCCACACCCCUGUCCACGUUUGUCGCUCGCGCCAAGGCGGGCGAUUACGUAAAGGACGCAAAGUUGAGCGCUGCGCUCAUCGGAAGCUGCACCAAUUCGAGCUAUGCGGACAUGGCCAGGUGCGCUAGUCUUGCUCGCCAGGCUACCGGGCGAGGAAUGAAGGUGGCGACCAGCUUUGAUGUGACGCCGGGAAGCGAACAGGUCAGAGCGACGGUCGAGCGCGAUGGCAUCCAGGAGGAUCUUGCAAAAGCUGGCGCACGGGUGCUAGCCAAUGCUUGCGGUCCUUGCAUCGGACAAUGGGACCGCAGGGAGCUAAAAGGCGAGGAGAAUGGUGAGUUCAUAGCCGCAGACCAUGCAGCGCACUCUGUUGCGCCCGGCAGUAGUGCUGACAAGUCAAGUAUGACGCUCUGCAGUGAUUUUGACGUCCUUUAACCGCAAUUUCCGUGGAAGGAAUGACGGCAACGCCAAGACACAGAACAUGCUCGCUUCGCCCGAGAUCGUCACCGCAAUGGCUUUUGCCGGGAGACUCGACUUCAAUCCCAUCACCGACACGCUCAAAGCUCCAGAUGGGUCUGAUUUCCGCUUCGAGCCGCCUAGCGGCGAGGAGCUGCCUUCUCGCGGCUUCACGCCAGGCGACGAGAGCUACUUGCCACGUCCCUGCCCCGAGCCCGUCGCAUCUACACCGAUUGCCAUCUCGCCCACCUCGUCUCGGCUUGAGCCGCUCGAAGCUUUCGAUACCCCCUUCAAGAGUGGUAACUACGAGCUGUCAGACAUGAAGUGUCUGCUACGAAUCAGGGGCAAGUGCACCACGGAUCACAUUUCCGCAGCUGGGCCGUGGCUCAAGUACAAGGUAAGUCCACGUGCCGAGCAGACACGCACAUUGCCCGACCCUGCUGAGUCAUUUGCGCACCUCCACACAGGGCCACCUCAGCAACCUGGCGGAAAACACCCUGAUCGGUGCCAUGAAUGACCAAGAUGGACAGGUGAACUCUGCGCACGACCUCGAGGGCGGCGUAAGGGAUACAAUUCCUUCCAUCGCGAAGCGCCACAAGGCUCGCAGCCAGCCAUGGAUGCUUGUAGCUGACCACAACUAUGGCGAAGGGUCGGCAAGAGAGCAUGCUGCGCUCCAGCCGCGCUUCUUUGGCUGUCAGCUCAUCCUCGCCAGGUCGAUUGCUCGAAUUGCAGAGACGAACUUACGGAAGCAGGGAGUGCUGACGCUGCUCUUCGCCGACGAAAAUGACUACUCGAAAAUCGACGCAGGAGAUGCCGUUCAGACCGUCAACCUAGCAGAUCUGCUCAAGCCUGAUGGCGACUUGGAGACGCAAGUUCGCGUCCGCGUGACCAAACCCGAUGGCAAGACGUUCGAAAUUGCUACCAAGCAUUCCCUGUCGCCUGCACAUCUAGCAUGGAUCCGAGCAGGUUCUGCACUCAACUUGAUUCGUGAACAAGCGACGUUGGCGGCCUCUCAUAGCUCUGCAUCUUUCUCUGCUACCGGCAGUGCGCCUACGCCAACUCCUUCAUCGCCUGCUGGAGGCGCACGUGUAAGGAGCAUGAGCACCUUUGCUCUUCAAAAGAGAGGUUACGCUACGGCGCCGAAGAGCUCUGGCGGAACGUACGGACGCCCUUCCAACGACGGUCCGGUGGACAGCAACACGGACUCGAUGCGACGAAUGAUCUUUCCCGAUGGUGCGCCGGCUGCCGGAUCAGCUCAAGCAGCUCUGCAUGCGGCCCUACCUUACCCUGUCGAGGUGCACGACACUAUCAUGAGGGCCUGGAACUUGCAUCGCAGGGAGCAAAGGGAAGCUCAAAGGAAAGACUUGAAUGUCAAGAGGAGCAGGAUGGAAGAAGCUUGCGCUGCGCUCAAGAAGCAAUCUCCCAAAUUGUUCGCCCAGGCCGCUUAUCGCGUAGCUCCAAACAAGAGGCAUCCGGACGAACAGGCGAGAUUGGUCAAGCUAGGUUUGGCAGGUGGAGAGGGCCGAAAGAGCGAAGAGGGAGAGACGAUAUUGGUGGGAGCUGAAGCCAGACGAAAAGCUAGAACGCUAGCUAGUCAGAGGUUGCACGGCCUGUUCCCGAGGGAGAUGAGAGCGCCCACAGAUACCCCUUCUAGGAAUGGCUGGCCGGCUUACCAAGCUCCUGAUGAGUCUUGA
Messenger RNA from Ceraceosorus bombacis, 3242 nucleotides. NCBI's taxonomy places the organism in Eukaryota, Fungi, Basidiomycota, Exobasidiomycetes, Ceraceosorales, Ceraceosoraceae. The record is from the annotation of a GenBank genome assembly.